Messenger RNA from Sphenostylis stenocarpa, 519 nucleotides. NCBI's taxonomy places the organism in Eukaryota, Viridiplantae, Streptophyta, Magnoliopsida, Fabales, Fabaceae. The record is from the annotation of a GenBank genome assembly.
AUGGUGAGUGCAUUGAAUUUGGAAAGUGGGAGGGGAAUAAUCCAGGGUGGUCUUAUUAGAUGGAGGUACACCUGUCUCUCUCCCAUUCCCUUGGAAGCCUCCUUGGAAAUUGUACCCUGGCCCCACCUUCUAAUCCUUAAUGCAAACAAGCCCAUCUUCAUCAUGGGGAUUUCUUCACAACCUUCUCUUGCUUCCCUCUCUUUGAAGGAUCUGCUUCAGGGAAUUGAAGCAGACACAAAUUCAUCAUAUGGGUGUCUCUGGAAGAAAGUCUUGGCUGCACAAGCAAAGAAGGGUGUUAGAAGGCCGAGGAGGAUUUUGAUGAAGAGAUGGGUUGGUUCUAGAAGAGGAUCAAACGGGAUUCGGAGACGUGUGAGAACAUUGAAGAGCCUUGUACCCAACUGUGAUUCUUUGGGCUUGGAUGGUCUCUUCAGAGAAACUGCUAAUUACAUAUUGUCCCUACAAACGAGAGUGAGGGUCAUGCAGGUUAUGGUUAAGGUAUUGACAGGCUCUGACGAGUGA